UUGCCUAAGACCCUCAGUGUGCAACUCGGUCUCUAGCUGUAAUGUCUUGUUUCGCUGCUCAGAAACAAGCAUUGUCAAAUAUAUUUCUUGUGUUCGACAUUAUGUGACAUUACAUCAUGGCUGUCAAAUGUGAAACAUGUGGAGAGGAUGUAGUGAAUAGCCAGUCUUAUUCUGAUAACAAGUGUCCAAAUAUUUCUGAAUUAGAAAACUGUAAACUUGUUUGGAUGUGUUCAGCAUGUAAAGCUUCCGCUGAUGCUUAUGUGUGUUCCAUUCCUUCUAAGCCAUAUGACGAAUACGAAGUUAUCGGCGAAGCGCAAUGGCAGAUACUCGAGAAUACCCAGGACGACCAGCUCAUCAAAAUAUACGGCUUCAAAUACUCCAAAUUGCGCGCGGCUAUAUUCCACAGCAUAUGCAUUGCGCUAUGUGGCCUGCCAUAUUUUUUUCUGGCUUGCUAUCCGUCAUUCAACCGCUUCAAAUACCUAAAAUGCAGUUUGAGAACGGCUGAAGAAGUGUGCAUAACGGAUGCCGCAGAAAAGGCUUUCAAUAUGGAAAAAGUAACUGAAAUGGACUUGAAUCUUUCAACCCACAGAGAAAAUAAAUUGCGUUUCUUUACCUACCAACAUAGUCGGUACAUUUGGCUCCACGAUCAUGGGUCUUUCGUCAAUGUUGUAGCACUGAACGAGAAAAUGACAAUUACUUUGCUAAUGGAAAACAACUGUGGAAUCAACAAGAGGCAGCAAAAUGAACUGAUAAAACUGUAUGGACCGAAUUCUGUGGAAGUAGAAGUGAAGAGCUACUGGACACUGUUCGUGAACGAAGUAUUCAACCCGUUCUACCUGUUUCAAGUGUUCUCGAUCAUACUGUGGUCUUUGGACGAAUACUAUCAGUAUGCGACGUGUGUGUUCCUGUUGUCCACUGCAUCUUGCAUGAUGGCCCUCUACCAGACGAAGCAGAUGAGCAUAAACCUGCACAAGAUGGCGGGCACGACUAGCGCGUUCACAGUGACAGUAUUGAGACCGUCUCGUUCCGGUCGCGAGGAGUGCGUGGUGAAUGCCAGCCGCCUGGUUCCUGGUGACGUGUUGGUGCUGCCGCCCGACGGAUGUGUCAUGCCCUGCGAUGCCAUGUUGCUUACUGGCACCUGCAUCGUCGAUGAGAGCAUGCUCACUGGUGAAAGUGUACCGGUUGUGAAAGGACCUCCAUGCUUGUCUCCGGACCCAUAUUCCACUGAAAUGCACAAAAGACAUACGCUUUUCGCUGGGACCCACGUGAUUCAGACGAGAUUUUACGGCAACAAUCAGGUAUUGGCGAAAGUGGUGCGCACUGGAUUUUACACAGCCAAAGGAGAGUUGAUCAAGAGUAUCCUGUUCUCCAGGGAGUUUCAGUUCCAAUUCUACAAGGACGCUGCUAAGUUCGUCAUCUUCAUGGCAGUCAUUGCCGCUAUCGGAAUGGGAUACUCCAUUCUGCUUUAUAUUCAGAGAGGGAGCGAGAUCGGCACAAUCCUUCUGCGCACGUUGGACAUUAUAACGAUCGUAGUGCCGCCCGCGCUGCCGGCCGCCAUGACCGCUGGCAUCGUGUACAGCCAGCAGCGCUUGCGCAGGAACAAGAUCUUCUGCGUGUCGCCGCCGCGCAUCAUCAUCUGCGGCAAGCUGCAGGUCAUGUGCUUCGAUAAGACUGGAACUCUAACAGAAGACGGCCUGGACUUAUACGCGGUGAUUCCCGCUUGUUCCGGCGAGCGCUUUGGGCGUUGUGUGGUGGACGUCAACAUGCUUCCACUGAAGAGUCCGCUGGUACAAGCACUCGCUUCCUGCCACGAUCUUACCAGCAUACAGGGGCAACUCAAAGGCGACCCGUUAGAUCUGAAAAUGUUUGAGUUCACUCAGUGGGUAUUGGAAGAGCCGGGACCAGAGAACACGAGAUACGAUCAUCUGACUCCGGCUAUCGUCAAGCCCGCCACCACGCGGGAUGAGGACUUGCAGAACCUGGACAAUUAUGAUCCGUUUACUAUGGAGAUGCCUUAUGAGGUCGGUUUGCUGCGGCGAUUCCACUUCUCAUCAUCCCAGCAAUCUAUGGGCGUUAUUGCCCGAGUACUGGGGCAACCGCAGAUGGUGUACUUUGUAAAGGGUGCCCCCGAAAAGGUAGCAGGCAUGUGUUCGCCAGACACUCUGCCAGAGAAUUUCAGUUCAGUUCUUCACGAGUACACUUCCAAUGGGUUCCGCGUCAUAGGUCUCGCCCACAAGAAGUUGGAGCGUAAGAUGAAGUGGAUGGACGCUCAAAGGAUCAAGAGAGACACACUCGAGUGCGAUAUGGCCUUCCUAGGCUUUCUAGUCAUGCAAAAUAGCCUAAAGCCAGAAACCACUCAAGUGAUCAAGGAGCUUCACGAGGCUAAUAUGAAGCAGGUUAUGGUGACAGGAGACAAUAUAAUGACGGCGAUGUCGGUGGCGCGAGGCUGUUUCAUGGUACAGCCGCACCAGAAGCUGCUGUUGAUCACCGCCGGGCAGCCGCAGACGCAACCGCAACUGCCGGUCAUCGACAACCGCCCGCCGCUCUGUAUGGAAGUUGUUGGUGAUGGAGGCCCGCCAAAAAUGUCCGUGGAUUCCUAUGCUAUAGCAAUGGAAGGAAAAACUUGGUCCAUCAUCCGAACACAUUAUCCCGAGUUUAUGCCAAUUAUCCUUAACAAAGGCAUGAUAUUUGGGCGGUUUGGACCUGAUCAGAAGACGCAACUGAUCACGGCGUUGCAAGGCGAAGGCUUCAUCGUGGGCAUGUGCGGCGAUGGCGCCAACGACUGCGGCGCGCUCAAGGCCGCGCACGUCGGGAUAUCGCUCUCCGAGGCUGAUGCUUCAGUGGCAGCACCGUUCACGUCUCAAGAGCAGAACAUUCGGUGCGUGAAGCUGUUGGCGCUGGAAGGUCGGUGCGCGCUCAGCACCUCCUUCGCCAUCUUCAAGUAUAUGGCUCUCUACUCCUUCAUACAGUUCUUCUCUAUACUCAUAUUAUACAAUUAUUACUCGAUCCUGGGCAACUAUCAGUUCCUGUACAUCGAUUUGGUGCUGACGACGCUGCUGGCGCUGUCGCUGGGUCGCGCGGGUCCCGGUACUGUACUGACGCGGACGUCGCCGCCGGUGUCGCUGGUGGCGGCGUCGUCGCUGCUGCCGCUGGUGGCGCAGGUGUCGCUCGUGCUGCUGCUGCAGGUCGCCGCCGUCAGACUACUGCACUUGCAGCCCUGGUACUCACCAGUGCAAGGAGACGCGAAAACAGAGCAAGUGUUGUGCUGGGAGAAUACAGUCAUAUUCAUAGUUUCUGCGUUCCAAUACCUCAUCAUGGCUUGCGUUUAUGCGAAAGGCUGGCCCUUCCGGCAACCAUUCUGUGCCAAUUAUUAUAUGGUAAUCACCCUGCUACUGCAGUCGGUGUUUGUGAUAGUCUGCCUCCUGGCUCCAUGGAAGUGGCUGGCCGACUUCAUGGAGGUGAUAGUGAUGGACCCUUUGAAUAAGGAGCAGUCUAUAUUCCGUGUCUAUGUGCUGCUCAUCCCUGUGCUGCAUCUCGUCUUGGCUAUAGCUAUAGAGGCGACUCUCUCGGACACGGAGAAGCUGUGCUCGGUGUUCCGCCUGGUGCGGCGGCGCUGCUCGGACAAGGAGGAGGCGGCGGCGGAGGCGGAGGCGGCGUGCCCGCUGUGGCCGCCGCACUCGCCCGCGCACCUCUGCUGACGCGCCGCCCCGCGCGCCCCGCACCGCCCGCCACACCCGCGCCCCCCACUCAGCUGAUGACGACAGCGUUUUCACAUUACCUACGACGCUGUCGAACACUCCGAUAGCGGGCAACGUAAUGUGUAUGAAAAUAUUGGAUUCAAACCCCGGUCUUGGUGCGAUGUGAAAGGCACCUUUCACGUCACAGCAUCCUGUUUCAUGCAUUUAACUUGUCCCGCGUCGGUGUCUGGUAACGAUAUCGUGUUUGAUAAUGUGAAAACGCUCUCGACGCUCAGCGCGCGGUACUACGUAUCACUCGUUACGAGUAAACGAGAGGUGAAUCGCUUGUCACCGCGAAGUGCGGACUCAUUGGUCUCAGCCGCACGGAACCAAAAGCUAACGUAAGGAAGUUUAAAAGAUUGUCUGAAAAAUUUGCCCCAAUCUACCACUUUUACUAUCGAAAUUGUCCAAUAAUUUGCCGGUCGCGUGCCGUUGUUCGGCUUUCUAAACAAAUUGUAUUGAUGUGUAAAGCUAACUUUUAAUAAGAAUAUGAACUUCUCGCCGUUUUCCAGUGUUACUAUCCUUGCGGCUGGUUCAAAAAGACCACGCUUCACGGCUGUGCUCGUGUAGCAUCUAUAUUCUAGUGAUAGCCUGUUACAGGUGAUAGAGAAGUAACGCGCAAGGUUAGCUAAUUAUCUUCGAAAUUAAUUAAUUUCGUUAUUGAUACUAUUUCUGUCCUGUUUGAUGAAUUCGGUCGUCAUUCAGUGAUGCAGUGCGUGGACACACCUAACUACGGCUCAGGAUAGGCACGACUCCUGUCGAUUCCUGUGCUAUUUUGUUUUAAAAGUAGUUCCGUUUUCGGCCUCUGAAGCCGUAGGUUUUUAGUUAUAAUAACAAACAAUGUGUAGUUUUAAUCCUAUUGCGAUGUAAAAGGCAAUAAUCGUAGACAGUUUUAAAUGUCGAGGGGCGUUAAUUGCUCUUCUCUCCAGUUACCUUUGAAUAAUUUAUUUAUACAACUCUUUUGUAUUUUUAUUUUUUAUAAAUUAUUUUGCCUUAGAUAAAUAUCGUUUAUUAUUCCCCCUAAAUCAACUUACGUACGUGGUUAAGUGAAAAGCUACUUAAUUUAUUUUAUACACGAUACAAAAUAGUUUGAUGAUUGAAAAAGCUGGUCUGCAAAAAGGGGUUUUGAUCGAAUGCAAUUAAGUAAGCAAUAACGUAAUAAUAUUUAGGUAAUUAAAUGAUUGUAACUCAUACCUUUUGAUCUCCAUACAUGAGUGACGUAAUGGUAAAGAGUAACUUUUUGCGGGCCAGUGAUGUUUUUGCAACUAGGCAACAUCCGUCAUCGCUUCGCAUUUACUGGUAUGAUGUACUUCAUUUACAGUACUUACUGCUCUGUGCUCAUUCGUUUGUGAUGUAGUUACUAAAAUAGAUAGUUUAAUCACCGAGUGAUGGUAAACGUUUUCGUUACACAUGACUAACAUAGUAGCGAUGAGUGUAUCGACAAUACCACACUUUAUUCGUAAAGAAAAUCAUUAGGCUGUAUUAUUAUAUCAUUAUCAUAAAAGACAUAAAUAUGUGCACAAAAAUAUGUACAAGGUUUUGCUACAUUGAAUCUAAUAUAUUUUUAAAACUCGGCCCAGCCUUUUAUCCCCUUUGAACAUAAUUACUACCAGUGUAGUUAGUAAAACACCUCGAUGUAGCACAAUCUUCCUAAAUUAUUGUACUUAUUAUAUAAAUUAUAUUUCCAGAUAAAGUUGAUAUUAUUCGUAAUAUAACUUAGAAUCAACUACAUGUUGUCCCACAAAAGUAUUACAGAAUCUACUAUACCUCUGAAUUUGUGCUAAACUAUAAAACGUUAAUUAUAUUUAUAAAAACUAUUUAAAAUCGUAAAGAUAAUGGUCUUGUUAAGAACAUCAUUAACAUUACGCUAUCAUGUUCCAUCGUCUGGUCCUUGACUGUGAGUCACUAUACUCGGAAAGAAUGUAUUAUUACGCCAAAGUUUGAUUAGUUAGCAACAAUGUUAAGGUACAACGUUAUUGGAAUUUAUUUUUAUAGUGGCAUAUUCGUAAAUUUAAAUUUUAUUGUGAAAACAUACGAGUUUUAGAAUUAUUAAAUUAAGCCAAAAUCGUCCUCAUCAGAUUCCUUUAAGAUCAAUGAUUUUCAUAGGUUGUCAAUUGUCGUAGCAAAUAAUUAGUAAGUGAACGCUAGUUCAUCAUGUAUAGUGUAAUUAAAUCAGGGCUAUGUUCCAUUCCUAUUAUUUAGUAAGUACUUAGAUGUUUGGUGCUUCUUUUGUUUAGUUAGUCACUUCGGUUACAACAUCGUAACAAUACUUAAAUAUACUUAAUUUGAGAAAUGGUAUUAUUCAAGCGAGACGUUUUACUAUUGUGAACACAUUUUGAACCUGUUAUUUAUUGAACUGCAUUAUUGUAGGUUUUCGACUUAAGUAUACAUAUUUGUUACGGUGAAUGUCUUGGUAUUUCUCGAAUAUUUGGAACUUGUUAAAUGUUUUGUAUCCAAUUCUCACGAUAAUGUAGUUCGAUACAAUUUUUACUAAUUGCGACAACUUUAGAAUCGAUGUGACCAGAAAUAAAUAAACGUUAAUGGUUCGAGAAA
This is a messenger RNA of Pectinophora gossypiella (pink bollworm), 6290 nucleotides long. RefSeq names its product polyamine-transporting ATPase 13A3-like. The record is from RefSeq and is a predicted model, not a curated record. The transcript has 20 exons. Bases 117 to 3698 code for a protein of 1193 amino acids. Gene Ontology annotation, biological process: intracellular calcium ion homeostasis; polyamine transmembrane transport. Gene Ontology annotation, molecular function: ATP binding; ATP hydrolysis activity; polyamine transmembrane transporter activity. NCBI's taxonomy places the organism in Eukaryota, Metazoa, Arthropoda, Insecta, Lepidoptera, Gelechiidae. Gene Ontology annotation, cellular component: membrane.